Messenger RNA from Dryobates pubescens (Downy woodpecker), 2839 nucleotides. It is a transcript of the gene FRMD5, whose product is annotated as FERM domain containing 5. Gene Ontology annotation, cellular component: cytoskeleton. The transcript has 15 exons. The coding region runs from base 518 to 1990 and encodes 490 amino acids. Lineage: Eukaryota; Metazoa; Chordata; Aves; Piciformes; Picidae. Gene Ontology annotation, molecular function: cytoskeletal protein binding. The record is from RefSeq and is a predicted model, not a curated record.
CCCCCUCCCCCCCACCCCACCCGCCGAGCUCCGCGGCCCGGGCUCUGCGCUCGGCGGCUCCGCUCCGCAGCGGCAGGGCCGGGGCUGGGGCUGGAGCCGGGGCUGGGGCUGGGGGGGGCUGAUCCCGGUGCCCCGCCCCGCACCACCCCGCACCGCCCCGGCAGCGGGAUGUGAGCGGAGGCUCCGCCGGUAGCUCCGUGCUGCUCCGCGCCCCCGGGAAGAUGCUGAGCAGGUGGAUGAGCGGCAGCAGCAGGAACCUGGACCGCGAGUACAACUGCACUGUGCGGCUGCUGGACGACAGCGAGUACACCUGCACCAUCCAGCUGUGGAUGACCCUAAUUUUGGCUGAGGAGCUUAGAAAAGCUAAGAACUCAAGAGAGAUGCCAAGGGCCAGUACCUCUUUGACCUUCUCUGCCACCACCUGAACCUGCUGGAGAAGGACUACUUUGGCAUUCGCUUUGUGGACCCCGACAAGCAAAGGCACUGGCUGGAGUUCACCAAGUCAGUGGUGAAGCAGAUGAGAGCCCAGCCUCCCUUCACCAUGUGCUUCCGUGUGAAGUUCUACCCCACCGACCCUGCUGCGCUGAAGGAGGAGAUCACCAGGUACUUGGUCUUCCUGCAGAUCAAACGGGAUCUCUACCACGGCCGUCUCCUCUGCAAGACAUCAGAUGCUGCUCUGCUGGCCGCCUACAUCCUUCAAGCUGAGAUUGGAGACUAUGACCCGGGGAAGCACCCAGAAGGCUACAGCUCCAAGUUCCAGUUCUUCCCCAAGCACUCGGAGAAGCUGGAGAGGAAAAUCGCAGAGAUCCACAAGUCUGAGCUGAGUGGACAGACUCCAGCUACUUCAGAGCUGAACUUCCUCAGGAAAGCCCAGACUCUGGAGACUUACGGGGUUGACCCACACCCCUGCAAGGACGUGUCGGGGAACGCCGCGUUCCUGGCCUUCACCCCCUUCGGCUUUGUGGUUCUGCAGGGAAACAAGAGAGUCCACUUCAUCAAAUGGAACGAGGUGACCAAGAUGAAGUUUGAGGGGAAGACCUUCUAUCUGUAUGUAAGUCAGAAAGAGGAGAAGAAAAUUGUCCUGACCUAUUUUGCCCCAACACCAGAAGCCUGCAAGCAUCUCUGGAAGUGUGGGAUAGAGAACCAGGCUUUCUACAAGCUGGAGAAGUCAAGUCAGGUGCGGACGGUGUCCAGCAGCAACUUGUUCUUCAAGGGCAGCCGGUUCCGAUACAGCGGCCGUGUUGCCAAGGAGGUGAUGGAGUCCAGCGCCAAGAUCAAGAGGGAACCCCCCGAGAUUCACCGGGCUGGGCUGGUGCCGAGCAGGAGCUGCCCCUCCAUCACCCACGGCCCGCGGCUGAGCAGCGUGCCCCGCACCCGCAGGAGAGCUGUGCACAUCUCCAUCAUGGAAGGCCUGGAGUCCCUCCGUGACAGCGCCCACUCCACGCCGGUGCGCUCAGCCUCCCACGGCGACGCCUUCGUGGCCCCCGGGCGCAGCGGGCGCGUCGAGAGCAGCGAGCGUGUGGCGGUGAUCGCGGACGAGAACUACAGCCCGGCGGACAGCGUGCUGCCCACGCCGGUGGCCGAGCACAGCUUGGAGCUGAUGCUGCUCUCACGGCAGGCCAACGGGGCCCCGUGCAGCAUCGAGGAGGAGAAGGAGUCGGAAGCCGGCACGCCGGCGGCGGCCGAAGCGGAGGAGGCGGGCGGCGAGCUGCGGGCCCUGUGCCCCGGCGCCGGCAGCCUGGCGCAGGCGGAACAGGUGAAUAAGUUUGUUUUAAGUGUCCUCCGUUUGCUCCUUGUGACAGUUGGACUCCUCUUUGUUUUGCUCCUCCUCCUCAUCGUCCUUACCGAGUCCGACCUUGACACUGCCUUUUUCCGCGAUAUCCGCCAGACCCCCGAGUUCGAGCAGUUCCAUUACCAAUACUUUUGUCCCCUCAGGCGAUGGUUUGCCUGCAAAGUCCGCGCCGUGGUAAAUCUGCUCAUUGACACCUGAAGGCAGGAGCCGCCACCUAACUAACGGCGGGGGCCCCGGGACAGGACCUGCCGCCACCCCCCGCAGCGCCGCCUUUGGCACCCACACACUCAAACCCUCCCUUCCCGACCCAGAGCACGGCCCAGGAGGCGGCUUCUUCCCGGGAGGAAGAGGAGGGUGUGGGUGCAGCCUCCUCCUCCCCGCGCUCAGCCGCCCGGAGCCCCGCAGGACUCCUGCGGCCAGUUCGGAUUCCCACCGCCGCCCACACGCCUCCGGCAGCACCGAGCACACGGAGCAGUUUGGUUUUCCCGGGAGCUCACGGCCCUCUGCCAACCAGGAGCUUGAGCAAUGGUGCUACUGAGGAUUAAUUCCAACACUCGUGGACUCUUUUCCUUCUGCAAUCCACCACUGGAUGAGGCCUUGAGCAACCUGGUCUAGUGGGAGGUGUCCCUGCCCGUGGCAGGGGGUUGGAGCUAGAUGAUCUUUAAGGUCCCUUCCAGCCCAAACCAUUCUAUGAUUCACUGUGCACACCACCACCACCUCCCACCUCCCGCUUGGCAGAAGCCCUCCUGGAGCCUCCAACGAGCCAGGAGGGGACACUCUGGGUCCAUCCUGCUCCCAACCAGCUCCCCAUGGCACGGCCUCACCUGGCACACAGAGCCCUCCUUGCCCCACGCUGCAGAUCUGGCCUUUUCCUCAUCUUUUUUUUCCCCCCCCCUAAGCCUUGAAGCGUGGUUGGUGCUCCCCAGGGCGGGGAGAGCACGGGCAGGAGGAGCAUGCUGGGCACCCUCGGCCAAGCCAGGGCAGGCAGGCAGCCGCUUGUGACCAUGUGGGAUUUCCUGAGGAAGAACCUUUAGCCUCCAGGAGCUG